AUGGCUCCAUCAAGAAGCAGCGUACCAAUAUCCAACGGCCACAGCGAAGCAAAAACAGCCGUAGCGGCCAAGGACAAAAAGCUGGCAGUCGACAGUAUCCAAUUGGAGAACUUGUUGCUUCGAGACGAAGAAAUAUUUCAAACUUCGUUGAACUCUGACGACUACCUAGAUAGCCUUGCACCGAUUAUUAAAAACGCAGUCAAACUGAAUGGGUUGAAUGAGCUAAUAACCAAGUUGAAUGAUAUUGUUCACCAGAAAGACGAAGAGUUGAACCAAGUCUCUAUUGAGUCUAUGGAUGAAAUUAAUCAAUGCAUGGAAACGAUAGCAAGCAUCCACCGAAGUGCUGACGAAUUGAAUAACCAGUUUCUCACUGUGCACCAAGGCUUGAACAAAUCCGCCUUUGAGUUAAUGACAAGAAAGAAGAAUUACAUAAAGUACAAAGAAGUGUGCAAUCGAAUAAAUGAGACUCAUGUGGUGUUAACAGAAUGCAUACAGGUGUUGGAAUUGAUGAAUAGGAUUUUAGACUUGAUAAAGCAAACAAAGUACUUUCUGGCGUUAAAGUUGAUAGAUGAAAUGACAAACGUUCAUAUACAGAAAGUAGAUGAGUUUAGUUUUGCAAAGAAAAUAGUUGCGUCGACUCCACACUUAACGAAAAUGAUUGAAGAUGAUUCGUUUGAAAACUUGACUAAAUGGUUGUCCAUCAAUUUGGAGAGGAAGUUGCGCGCAGUGGGUGAAGCUUUGUAUGAAAAUCUUGCUGAAUUGCAAGAUAUUUGGAGAGAACAACAAAAUAAACACGAAAUGUACCGACCUUAUAAAUUGAACUCACCUGUUGAGUUGAGUUUGCGGGAUCCCACAUUGAAUUACGAUAUAUUUUUUGAUGAGUCGUUAAAGAUACCGUUAAAUAAUGUUUAUGAUGCAAUCUUGGUGUAUCUGACUCUUCAUGAAUUGGAUACUCUUAGGGAUGUUUACUACAAAGAGUGGAUGAAAAAAUACAGCCGCAUCAUUUAUCCGCUUACCUCAGCUUCCGCGAACAAGAAAGAGAUUAUCUUUAGCAACAAUGAACUAGACGAGUACUUGAAAAAGAUUGCAGCGUUUUUUGUCAUGGACAAGCAGUUGAAUUUGAUUACAAAAUUUCAGUUAAGAACGAACAAUCAAGCAGAUGAUUUGUGGAUAUCGUACGUAUCAAAAUUGAAGCCAGUUUUAUUGUUUAAUCUCAAGAGAAACGAUUUCUAUGACCUUCGGGAGCUACACGGAUUCAAACAAGUUAUUGGUGACUUUAUGCAAAUCAUGGAUUCAAACGAGUAUUACAUUGGUGAUCUUUACGAGGUGUUGAUGAUUAUCUUUAAGGACUACUUCGCUCCAUUAAUUGUGCAAGACUUUAGAAAGCAGUACAUUGGGGCCAUGCAAAAGGAGUUGUACACAUCAUUGCAAGUGGAUGAAAGGAGAUAUAGAGACGUUAUGAAAACCUUGUUUUACUUUAAGGAUGCACCGUUUGCCCCUGAACGUGUUAGAAACAAGUUCCCCGUCAAGUUUCCAUUCAGUGAAGACUAUGCAACUUUUUGUAAGAUUUUGCACAAACUAAUUCUUAAAACGUUAAAGUUUAUUGAAGUCUAUUACAACUACGAAAUCAACGAAAUAAUUAACGUCAUUGUCAAUGAUAUUUUUGAACAGUUUUUGGGCGAGAAGAAGGGAUUUGGAAUAGCGUGGGAAAUUGAAGAUUUUAUACGUAAAAACUCCACCAACAAAGAGGUCACUGCUCAAAGUUUUGUCAAUUUGGAGCACUACAUAAUAGGGUUGAUGGAAAUUGGUAAGCUUCUCAAUGUCACAUUAAGGCAAGAGACGGGCAUGGGGAUCCACAACAUCGACAACAACGGCACAUUCACGUUAAAGGCAGUGGAAACAUUCACCAAGUUGAAGAAAUUUUCCGAAGAAACGCUUUAUCAAAUGGUGGACACAAAGUUGCAAGAGUUGUUGGAUUUGGUAGAAUACGAAGAUUUUACACCACCAGUUCUGGAGCGCAAUUCGGAGGCCAAUUUUUCUGUCAAGGAUUUCGCAAUGUUUUUGGAGAAUUUAUUUACAUCCAUUUUCGAAAACUUAUCACCUCAAUUGCGUACUUUGGGUUUGUUUAGAGCGUAUGAUUUUGUUUCACAGUACUUUUUAGGUAUCCUCCACGAUGCACCCAAGUAUAAUUCAGUGUUUAUUGACAACUUUGACUUGGAUAUCAAGUAUCUUGAAAAAUCAAUGCAAAGAUUAGGUGACGCUGAAGAGGCGGCAGAUGCAUCGCAAGGUAAUGUUUCCAUAGAUUCUACAUUUUCGGAAUUACGACAGAGUGUUGAUUUGUUGAAGUUGGACAACUAUGAAGAGUACUUGACCAAUAAUACAUACAGGACAAGAAACUUUAGUUCGAUAAAGUUUGAAAAGGGUGUCCAAUUAAUCAGCAAAAUGCAAGGUAGGGAAGAUGCCUUAUUGGCACGCAAUUCAAGCAUCCAUAGAUCACCUCAACGCUCAAACACUACAAACUCAAUUUCCCAUUCAAUAUCCAGUCGGAAUUUUUCCAACCUUAUGGGAAACAAAUACAAUGAUGAAGACAGCACACCAGGGUUGAAUCUCAGGUCCAAUCCCAAUUCGAGACCUGCUUCGCCGUCACCAUCACCGAGAGCAGACUCUGGAGCAAGACUGUCACCUGGUUUGGCAUCAACAACUGGGUCAAUCACGGGUUCAAGACUUGCACAAUUUGCAGGCAGGUUCAAACAAAAUGGGCAAAAUGAUCAAAACGGCGAGUGA
Molecule: messenger RNA, 2784 nt
Organism: Lodderomyces parapsilosis
Lineage: Eukaryota; Fungi; Ascomycota; Pichiomycetes; Serinales; Debaryomycetaceae
Gene: SEC15
Product: Rab GTPase-binding exocyst subunit
Exons: 1
Coding region: 1-2784 (927 amino acids)
Biological process (GO): exocytosis; Golgi to plasma membrane transport; intracellular protein transport
Cellular component (GO): membrane; exocyst
Source: RefSeq, a predicted model, not a curated record